UAUUAGCUGGUAAACAAUUGGGGAGCUUUUAAUAUUGGCGAUCAGUUUUAGACCAGUACAAAAUGAAGCUAGGAAUUCUGAUCGUUUUCUGUGUGAGUGCUGUUCUGGGACAACACGAUCCUCAUUUUUUGGAGGGUAAAAACACGAUUGUCCACCUUUUUGAAUGGAAAUGGUCAGAUAUUGCUUCAGAGUGUGAAAAUUGGCUGAGCAAAAAGGGCUUUGCUGGAGUACAAAUUUCACCACCAAGUGAAAACGCAGUUGUUGAGGGACGUCCAUGGUGGGAAAAAUAUCAGCCGGUUAGUUACAUUCUUCAAAACAGGAAUGGUGGCGAAAGUGCACUUGCUGAUAUGAUAAAACGUUGCAACAAUGUGGGAAUCAGAAUUUACGCCGAUCUUGUUGUGAACCACAUGGCCACAUCCACUGGCCAAGGCACAGCUGGUAACACUUGCGAUCCAUCCAGCAAGUCGUAUCCGGCGGUUUCUUACAGCGAAGAAAAUUUUCACACUUCCUGUGAUAUAGACUAUAAUGAUGCGGCGUCGAUUAGAAACUGUGAACUUUCUGGACUAAAAGAUCUCGAUCAAAGCCAGGACUAUGUCAGAGGAAAAAUUGUCGAAUACAUGAACCACUUAAUCAGUUUGGGAGUGGCUGGAUUCCGAGUCGACGCUGCAAAACAUAUGUGGCCUGCCGAUUUAUCCGAAAUGUUUGGAAGCGUUAACGAUUUGAACACCGAGUUUUUCUCCGAAGGAUCCAAACCACUUUUCUACCAAGAAGUAAUUGAUACUGGCAGUGACCCGAUUGACAAUAACGACUAUACCGGAUUUGGAAGAGUUUGUGAAUUCAAGUACGGAGCAGACUUAGCGACUGCCUUCAGAGGUGGUAACCCAUUGAAGUACCUGGAAAAUUGGGGAACCGGCUGGGAUCUUUUGGAUGGUGGAAAUACAUUGGUCUUCGUAGAUAAUCACGAUACUGAACGAAGCAAUGGGGCCUAUUUGAAUUACAAAGAGGACAAAGCCUAUAAGGCUGCCAUUGCUUUUAUGCUGGCCCAUCCCUACGAAGGUCUUACCAAAAUAAUGUCUUCCUAUAGCUUCGAAUCGAGUGACCAGGCUCCUCCAGCUGAUGGAGACGAUAUUCUCAGCCCAGGCUUCACAGAAGAUGGAACGUGCACGAACGGCUGGAUUUGCCAACAUCGAUGGUCACCAAUCUUUAACAUGGUGGAAUUCAGAAGCGUGGUGUCUGGGACUGAACUGAAUAACUGGACAGUUGAUGGCGACAACCAAAUAGCUUUUAGCAGAGGCGACAAAGGGCUGAUAGCCAUUUCCAUUAACGGAGAUUUCGAAGCCAAUGUUCCAACUGCACUUUCUGAUGGUGAAUAUUGCGACGUGAUAUCGGGAAGCUUCAUGAACGGUGAAUGCACAGGAAAAACUGUCAAAGUUAGUGGAGGAGAAGCUGAAAUCCAUAUAUCUUCAGAAGAUACUGAAGCUGCUAUUGCCAUACAUGCAAAUGCAAAACUAUGAGAGCACGCCGCAAUGACUUGAUGGAUCUGUUUCCUUUAGAAUUAUAAUGGUUGAUCUCUGAUAAUGGCGACAAGAUAUAGACAAUAUUAGUUUGCGAUUUUUGGUUACUUUGAAAUAAUUUUUGAAUAUAAGACACACGAAAUAAAA
Molecule: messenger RNA, 1661 nt
Organism: Dendroctonus ponderosae (mountain pine beetle)
Lineage: Eukaryota; Metazoa; Arthropoda; Insecta; Coleoptera; Curculionidae
Product: alpha-amylase
Exons: 6
Coding region: 63-1514 (483 amino acids)
Biological process (GO): carbohydrate metabolic process
Molecular function (GO): alpha-amylase activity; cation binding
Source: RefSeq, a predicted model, not a curated record